UUAUUUUUAACGACAAACAGUCGUGUCAAUAAAAAUAAAUCUAAGAUUUUAUCACGUGUUCAUAUUAUACGAUACGAAUUGUGCAAUUUAAAACAAAAUCAACACAUGAUUAGUAUUUGUUACAAAUAACAAUUAACACUGAGAAUUUAUAAUAAUGAAGAGAAUAAAUAAUAUGGAAAUAAAUGAUUCGUAUAAUGCACCAAGUAAAGUGAUGCUCGUAGAAUCUUCAAAUUCAGGAAUGAAACUAGUUAAUAGAUAUGCAGCGACUAAGUCAUCGACACAGGAUUUAAUUGCAUUAGCAAUGGAAAUUGAAAAAGCAGAUAAUUUUGUAAAAGCUAAUGCGAGAAAUAAAUUGCAUAUUAUUGCUGAGCAAAUGAGAUUUCUUAAAGAUCAAGCUCAGAAAGUAUUAAUCGAAGCUAAAGAAAACGAUAUGUUGCAUCACGCCGCCUGUAAUUUUGUAAAACACCCAGGGAAUGUUUAUCACUUGUACGAAAAAUCAUCUGGGCAAUUUUAUUUUUCAAUGCUGAGUCCUGAGGAAUGGGGCGAUAAUGCACCACUACAACUCUACAAAGGUUCGUACAGAUUAGAACAUGACCAAUCUUGGACACCAGUAUCACAAAUAAAGUCCAAAGACGCUGAAUUAAAUAUAUUUGAUAAAUUUUUGUGCAAAAAUCAAGCACUGAAUCCUCUGGAAGUUAUGAGUAUCGACUAUUAA
Molecule: messenger RNA, 715 nt
Organism: Microplitis mediator
Lineage: Eukaryota; Metazoa; Arthropoda; Insecta; Hymenoptera; Braconidae
Exons: 4
Coding region: 155-715 (186 amino acids)
Source: RefSeq, a predicted model, not a curated record